UACAGGUGUGUCGUUAAACAGCAGGUCGUCCCCUAUCAGGCACAGGCGCCAUGACAGCGUUUAUAAAGCGAGAUCAACUUUCCCUCGCAUCGAUCCGCUAUUGGCUUUCAGUUCACAGCGCCUCACAGAGAUAGAUGGAGAUGGACAUGGCCUACUACAUUGGUGUAGAUGUAGGAACUGCUAGUGUAAGAGCAGCUUUGGUGUGUGAGAAAGGCAGCAUACUUGAGACAUCUGAGGAACCUAUUAUUGUCUGGAACCAGCAGCCAUCAUUUUAUGAGCAGUCAUCAGAGAAUAUUUGGAAAGCAGUUAUUACAGUUGUCAAUGAUGUCAUGUCACAAAGUAAAAUAUCGCCAGACCAGGUGAAAGGACUAGGAUUUGAUGCCACCUGUUCUUUGGUCGCCUUAGAUUCAGAUUUUAAGCCAAUUUCAUGCAGUUUAUCAGGUAAAGCAGACUGUAACAUAAUCAUGUGGAUGGACCACCGUGCAGAGGACCAAGCUCAAAGAAUAAAUGCUACAAAGCAUUCUGUACUGAGAUAUGUUGGCGGUACCAUGUCACUUGAAAUGCAGCCACCAAAACUGCUAUGGCUGAAAGAGAGGUUACCUGCUCAGUGGAACAAGAUGGCCAACCUGUUUGACCUGCCUGAUUACCUGACUUGGCGAGCUACAGACAGCCAAACAAGGUCUCUGUGUUCACUUGUGUGUAAGUGGGGCUAUGAAGCACAAACAGCUGACAAACAUGGGUGGAAUGAUGAAUUUCUUGCAGCAGCUGGUCUUGAAGAGCUGUCGUUGAAUGGACACUGCAGAAUUGGACAGCAGGCCCUGUAUCCAGGGGAGUGCUGUGGGUCAGGUCUGACUGCUCUGGCAGCCAAAGAACUUGGCUUAGUGCAAGGAACACCUGUAGGUGCAUCUCUUAUAGAUGCUCAUGCAGGUGGAAUGGCAUGCUUAGCAUGUGUUCCUGCUAGUCUGCCAUUUCAGAUGCCUCCUUUGACAUCAAGGUUGGUGCUUGUAUGUGGAACCUCAACUUGUCAUAUGAUGGUGAGUAACAGCCCUAUCUUUGUUCCGGGUGUGUGGGGACCUUACUUCUCGGCAAUGAUGCCAAAAUUGUGGGCAUCAGAAGGAGGUCAGAGUGCUACAGGCAAACUGAUAGAUUUUAUGGUUGAGAACCAUCCGGCAUAUUUAGCAGCAAAAUCUGCCGCAGAAGAAAGGAAUAUCCACCUGUAUGAAUACCUAAACACCAUGCUGGAGCAUCAGGCUCAUUUGAAGGGAGUCACAGUUGCACAUCUUACUGCUGACUUACACGUCUAUCCAGAUUUCCAUGGAAACCGCUCACCUCUUGCAGAUCCCAGCAUGAAGGGAAUGAUUUGUGGCUUGACAUUAUCAGUGGAUGUAGAUAAUCUGGCUAUUGUCUACCUGUCAACAAUCCAGGCUCUAACGUACGGAACAAAGCACAUAAUCAGCGAGAUGAGAAAUAGCGGGCACAACAUUCAGUUGUUGUAUUUAUGUGGUGGGCUACGGAAAAACAGGCUGUUUGUUCAGACACAUGCCGAUGUACUUGGUCUCCCAGUUAUCUUGCCAGACACAAAGGAAUCUGUACUUCUUGGUGCAGCCAUACUUGGAGCUUGUGCUUCAGGCAAUUUUAAAAGCAUUCAGGAUGCCAUGCUGACCAUGGGGGGAGGAGGUACAGUGAUUCUGCCAAGGGAAGAUGAGAAAAGGUAUCAUGAAAACAAAUACAAAGUUCACAUUCGGAUGCUUGCUGACCAGAAAGCUUACAGAGACAUCAUGAAAGACUGAAAAUCAAAGCACUUCCAUAAAGAUAUCAAAAUUUUCCUAAGGAACCAUAUACAUGAGUUCUUUAGAAAACUUUGGCAUCAUUGAAGAGAAAAAAAUAUAAGAAAACUGGAAAACAAAAUGCAUGGCUCAGGUGCAAAAAAAAAAGUGUAAAGAAAAUUGAUGUGGCUGGCCAUCAUAAGAACCUGCAAAUGGCAGCAAAGGAUCUUGUGAUAAAUGAGUUGUGCAUCCACAUCUCUGAACAGUUUCUGUCAUAUGAUAUGGUUUUUAGCUUUUGAUACACCUUGUAUGCACAACUACUGCAUUGUGUUGCACAGUCAUACAUGCAGGAUGGAGGGAAAUAAUGAACUGACACAUAAUGAAAAUUCCAUUUUAUUUACAACUUUGAACACAGCUCAUGCAUUGUUGGAUGAGGUGUUGAUCAAGUUCAUGCUGGUGGAAAAAAAAGCUGGAGAGUAAUGCCACAGUGGUUUUGUAUGACUGUCACCACACCAGGCUGUUCCUAGUUAUAAAAUAAAAUUGCUAAUGAGCUGAA
Molecule: messenger RNA, 2322 nt
Organism: Pomacea canaliculata
Lineage: Eukaryota; Metazoa; Mollusca; Gastropoda; Architaenioglossa; Ampullariidae
Product: FGGY carbohydrate kinase domain-containing protein-like
Exons: 16
Coding region: 135-1790 (551 amino acids)
Biological process (GO): carbohydrate metabolic process
Molecular function (GO): phosphotransferase activity, alcohol group as acceptor; kinase activity
Source: RefSeq, a predicted model, not a curated record